Messenger RNA from Epinephelus moara (kelp grouper), 5657 nucleotides. RefSeq names its product BCL2 like 1 (gene bcl2l1). Bases 359 to 1057 code for a protein of 232 amino acids. NCBI's taxonomy places the organism in Eukaryota, Metazoa, Chordata, Actinopteri, Perciformes, Serranidae. Gene Ontology annotation, molecular function: protein homodimerization activity; protein heterodimerization activity. The transcript has 3 exons. The record is from RefSeq and is a predicted model, not a curated record. Gene Ontology annotation, biological process: negative regulation of intrinsic apoptotic signaling pathway; extrinsic apoptotic signaling pathway in absence of ligand; intrinsic apoptotic signaling pathway in response to DNA damage. Gene Ontology annotation, cellular component: mitochondrial outer membrane.
AGCGUAGCUGUGGGCGGAUCUGUGGUAGCCAGUAGCUGGCUACGAGAUCUCCGUCGGCGACGUUAGCCAGACGGGCUAGCGAUGACGGAUAGGAUUACUCCUGCCGGGGUCUGGAUUGUGAGCCACCAGACAUGAUUUUAUGGAGACCACCCUACAAGGCCUGAGCUGAUUUGUCAGCCUUGUGUAGGUUUGGUUUUCACCCCCCAAGUGUCCUCUGGAUAUCAGCUGACCAUGGUGGUCUGAACAGAGGAAAGCCUGGCACAGUGUGUGUUCACUCUAACACGGCAAGGCUCGACCGAGAGAGGAGCAGGAGAGGAGACGGACAGGAGCAAAGAGAAAAAGCAUAUUUAAACACAACAUGUCUCAAAACAGAGAACUGGUGGUUUUCUACAUAAACUAUAAACUCACCCAGAGAAACUAUCCUCUCAACCACAUGGGACUCAUAGAGCCUCCAAACAGGACUGAUGGGGGGGAGGCAGGGUUAGGUGAGGAGCAGCGGGUAGCGACACACGCCAACGGGACUUUUAACGGCAUGAGUCCCGGGACCCCGCCAGCAUCCCCGCUGCGGCAGCAACAGUUGCCAUCAACGACGAGCCUGGACGCGGUGAAAGAGGCCCUCCGGGACUCAGCCAACGAGUUUGAGCUGCGAUACGCCCGCGCCUUCAGCGAUCUGCACCACCAACUGCACAUCACGCCGGCAACAGCCUACCAAAGCUUCGAGAACGUGAUGGAUGAGGUGUUCCGGGACGGAGUCAACUGGGGCCGCAUCGUAGGGCUUUUCGCUUUCGGCGGGGCGCUGUGCGUGGAGUGCGUCGAGAAGGAGAUGAGUCCGUUGGUGGGCAGGAUCAUAGAGUGGAUGACGGUCUAUCUGGACAACCACAUUCAGCCCUGGAUCCAGAGCCAAGGAGGAUGGGAGCGCUUCGCCGAAAUCUUCGGGCAGGACGCGGCGGCAGAGAGCAGGAGGUCUCAGGAGAGUUUCAAAAAGUGGCUGCUGGCGGGGAUGACCCUGGUGACCGGAGUCGUGGUGGGCUCACUCAUCGCCCAGAAACGCCUGUGAAGGGAGAACCGCAACAACCCUUCCUAACGCUCAUGAUCCUCUCCACCUGCCUCCGUCACUACCCUCAACCUACACACCACGGAAGUUAAAAUGAAGGUCCCGUUUGUGUCGUCAGAACUGCUGAUGAUGUUUACUAUUCCCCCUCCCCCUCACACAUCCCACAGUGGACUAAGAAUCCUCACAUGUUGUUGAACUGAGAAAAAGACAGAAAAGAGGAUGAGUUACUAGUAUUCAUGUGUUCACCUUAUUCCACCUUGAUGAAAAAUGUGCGGUUAUACAGAGACAGACAUGUUAUGCUUUCAUUCACUGAAGCGAUUGUUCCUGCUAUUCCUUCCUCCACUGGUUAUUACUUUAUGUUUGUACACAUUAGUUUUAACAAAUUUUGUUUUCCCAUGUUUGUCCUCAAAAGAGGCUAAAACUGACUCCAGUCCUCACAGUUAACCCAAACCUGUGUGAUAUUAAGAGUCAGUUUGUUGUGGGGCCUGGGCUGCUCUACACGUCUCUGUCUUGAAGCUUGUUUUGUUGCCCAUCCUCACAGACGCCUCUACGAUAGGUUUGUGUGUGCCAUAUGGAGAGUGAAAGCAGGGGAGGAUGUAGCACCUGCCCCUGAACAACUUCUGUAGUUCCCAUUUCCUGCCAGCCAUCCUGAUCACCUGCACAUAACAGUAUAACAUCACAUAACAUGUGUGACUUCACACACCGAUUGUUUUGUUUCGCCCUGUUCUUCAUGCUUAUUGGUUUUGUAUAAAUGAUGAAUAAGAAAGAGUCAAUCUGAUUUUAGUUAACAAAACAUGGGAGUCUUAAAGUUAAAACCUAAUAGGAAACUAUCUCCUCUGCUUGUUUGUGUUUGUUGGUGCGUUUUGGUUUUUGGAUUUGUGAACCAUUAAAACCCCACUGCUCUCGCCGAUCUGUGCUUCAUGGUCAUACUUGGCCUUGAUUGGAUCCUAUUUGUGUUUAGUCAGCCUGCCGAGUGCCAGACCACUGUGUGUGGCAAGUUCUCAGAAUCAGUGCAACUGCAGUUCAUACGAGCAGGGCGCCAUGGCUCACACCCUCCAUGUUUACUACACAGUAGCUGAGGAAUGCAGCAAAUACUGUAGCAAGACAAAUAACAGAUAGAGCGGCACUGCUCACAGCGACACUCAGACAGCAUGACAGACUCUUAAAGGUCAGAUAUUUGGGUGUAACGUUUUUAUUUUGGUAACACUUUAUUUUAACCCCCCUAUUUAGCAUUUAUAAGCAGUAUAUAAACAUUUAAUAAAUGGCUUAUAAAACACUAUAAUAGUUUUUAUUAAUGCAUUUGUCAACAAUUAUAACUUAUGAUGCAUCCAUAACUGGUGUGUAAACAGUUAAUGAAUGAUGGAUAAGAUAACAGUUGUAUUAAUCACAUGGAUGUAGAUUUUGGGGGGUUGCAGGGGACAAGUCCCCAUCUAUACCCCCUAACCACCACCAUAUAAGAACAUAAAGGUCACAGAGGACUUCUGUUGAAAAUGAAAGACAUAUACACCAUAAAUUGAUGCAGAAAGGGCAAAAACUGGUGCACUGAAUUCACCAGAAUGCAGCAAAUGAUGCUUUUUGUUUGUUUCCCCCCAAUGUUGAAAUGAAAUCUUUGACCUUGAUUGAUCAUAUUUAAUGAACUAUUAUUACACACAUAAACCACUCAGUAUGAUUUAUUUAUAUUUAUCAACUGUUUAUACACUUGAACCGAUCAUUUACAGGCAGGUUUAAUGAAGACACAUUGAGCUUGAAAUUUCAUUCUUGACUUCACAAAUAGUAAAUUCUUUAGUUCCAUGAACUUAAGGGUUUUAGUUGAUUAAUAUAAUAAAGAAAUAUGCCUUAUUUCAUGUUUAUUUGAAAUAUAACAACUACAACACAGCUGAUAUUAAUAUGGAUAUUUGAAGUUUGUAAAAUAAGAUAAUUAUAUUGGCUGAUAGCUAUAACAAACAAAAUUUUGAUUUGGAUAUGGAUUUUUCAUUUAAUUCUUUCAUGUGAACAAGAUACAUAGUGGGACAUUUUACAGGGUAAAUAUCAGCUUGUCAGCGCUCUCUGGUGGACAAACUGAAAUGGUAACAAACCUACUUUGGCAUUUCUGUUCUGCAAUUUGUUGUUACGUGUCAGCCGAUAUACACUGAUAGAGCUAUAUCUUCGAUAAGCUAAUAUCAGCCAAUAUAUCGUCUUGGCCAUUUAAUUCACAAGAAAUAUUGUCAUUCAGUCAUUAUCUGUUCAUAGUCCAAUUAUAGAUGCCAAGUUAUAAUGUUUGAAAAAAUACAUUAACAAACACUUGAAAUAUCCUUACAUCAGUUUACAACAUUACAGUGUGUUAUAAACAAUGUAUUGUUUAUAGAGCUGCGAACAAUUAGCCAAUUGAUCAAUAAGUCACCGGCAACAGUUUUGCUAACUGAUUAAUAAUUAUUAAGCAGAAAUGACAAAUACACUGGAUUCAGCUCCUUGAAUGUGAGGAUUUGCUGCUUUUCUCUCAUUUCAUCUUAUAUUGUUGUAAAUAAAUAUCUUUGGGUUUUGGUCUGAUAAAACAAGACAUGUGAGGACUUCAUCUCGGGCACUGGGACAUUGUGACAGACAUGUUUCACUAUGUCUGUGGAGCCUGUAAAGUCCUGAAAUUAAUUGACAUGACAGUAACCCCUUAGUCACAGCCAUAGUUGUCUAUACUGCUCAGUAGGGUUAAAAUAAAGUGUUUGAGUGAUUUCUGUGCUAAUUUUGCAAUAAAAUCCAAAUCAUGUGCUGCUGUGCUCAGACAGGAGACUAUAUUUCCUCUGUGCUAAUUCAAUAACCAUUCCUUAGUUUUGAACCAUUAAUCAAAUCUUACAUUUAUCAAUGACACAGUUAUGCUUCAUGUUAUCACCACAGUGAACAUCAUAGCCUUUUGAAGAUUUAUGUAGCAAACUGGCGAGGCAGCUGUCUUCGUGGAGACAAAGCAGUUCUGCAUCAGAUGUUAUUUGAGUUAACUUUGAUUAGAAAUGUGUCAAAAUGUGUCUGUUUACCAUCAGCAACUGUCAGUGGCUGUAGGACCGUAAAAGUAGACACUGGAACCUUCACAUCUCAUCUCACACACAUUCACUCCAAGUUAUCCAUGCAUUGCUUUCACAGUGCACCCCCACCCAAACUUCUCCUCCUCCAUCCUCCCCAGACGCCUCAAAUCUGUCAAAUCUCCAUCCGUCUCUCCUCCUCUUCCCCUCUCCAUCCAGCUCCACCUCUUCCUCUGCGAUCCCCCAGGCUGUCACUGCGCCUAGUCACGUGUGUCAGUCACAGCUGGCCCACCUGCUGCUCCGCACAUACACAACUCGGUACGCACACCCGAAUGUAACGUACACACCUGCCAGUCACAUGGAGUCCAUGAGAGAUGGAGAGAAGGAGACCUUGUCUUUGUUUCGGAGAAUCCUUCCAUCUUUAAUUUAAAGCUGAAGUCGGAGGAGUGUUUGUCGCCUGGCGUUUCACGCACCAACAACUGGCAGCUCGAUUAAUUUACUGGGAAGGGAGGGAAGGUGGGGGGUAUUCCUUCCUGUUCCCAGUAUCACCCCCCCCCCCAGUGCUUUAAUCUUGAUCUUAUUCCAAAUACUGUCUCCAGCGAGCAACAAUAUGUCCUUGGUUCUUUUCAUGUGUUCUAGCAGCUCAAUAAAGCACAAUACAUGACAGGUCAGGUGUCACUUUCUCAUCACAGAAGGGGUCGGCACUAGAUUCAGCCGUGUGCAGCCACAGAGCGUAAACAUUAAAGAAGGGGACUGUAAAAAAAAAAAAAUCUGGAUUCAUACAUGAAACAUCCAUCACUGUAUUGUCAGUGCAAGUUGUGCCUCCAUCUUUAAAGCAGGACUCGUCUCUUUUCACCAGUUGACUUUUGCUCCUUUUCACGCUCAUACAGCAUCAUGUACAUCUGCAAACAAUUAAAGUACACACACAGAUUUCUCUUUCUAAACUGAUUGUUAUCCUUGAAACAAAUAUUUCAGCCAAUAAAAACAAACCUACAUUGACUAUUGAUGAGUAUCAUCCUCUAAAUGCUUGUGUCCUGAGCAUCUUAUUAGCCAAGGUCUGCUCUCAUACAUUCCAGUACAGUAUAUAUAUAUUUUUCUAGUGUAUGCCCCACCAAGAAGCUGCUCGCAGGCUUUUAUCUGCCGUCCUGGCCCUCACUGAAACAAGUCCCCUUCCUACACAUAUGUGAGUGUGUAUGUGUGUGUGAGAGUGUACAUGUAUGUAUGGACCCCACAAUUGGGCAAAAAAGUUGUGGUCCCCUCAAGGGAGGAAAAUGAGUAUGUGUGUGUGCAUGAAUUUCUGAGUGGCAAAAAUGUUCUUGAAGGAGGCACAAAUGAAGGAAGUGUGACAGCAUUGGCACGACCCUAUAUAUAUAUAUAUGCUAGUUAUUUAAACGGAUUAGAAUAGUGCAUUAGCGUAGUAACAUAUUUAAGAAAAUCGGAACUGAUGGCUUUUAAACAUUAUUUAUAUUUGGUGUAAAAAGCAUAAUUGUGCCCCUUCAAAUGGCCUUAAACUCCAUCUUUGCAUUGAUGUGCAUUGUCAUUUGCUGUGUUUUUUUGUUUUUCAUUUUUUUGGAUUAUUGGACUGCCACUAAAUGCAAACGAAGUAAAAGGAUAUUUUC